Caenorhabditis remanei is the source of this 5925-nucleotide messenger RNA. RefSeq lists its product as uncharacterized. The coding region runs from base 1 to 5925 and encodes 1974 amino acids. Gene Ontology annotation, molecular function: ATP binding; actin filament binding; cytoskeletal motor activity. Gene Ontology annotation, cellular component: myosin complex. NCBI's taxonomy places the organism in Eukaryota, Metazoa, Nematoda, Chromadorea, Rhabditida, Rhabditidae. The transcript has 14 exons. The record is from RefSeq and is a predicted model, not a curated record.
AUGACACACGAAGCGGAUCCCGGCUGGCAGUUUCUUCGCCAGUCGCCAGAACAGCUGUUGGCGGCCACGACGAAGAAGUUCGAUUCGAAGAAGAAUGUUUGGGUUGCUGAUCCAGAAGAAGGAUUCAUCGCCGCUGAAAUUAAGUCAUCAAAAGGAGAUACAGUGGUGGUGGUGACAUCGAAAGGAGUCGAGAAGACAAUCAAGAAGGACGAUGCUCAACAAAUGAACCCUCCAAAAUACGAGAAGACCGAGGACAUGGCUAAUUUAACAUUCCUCAACGACGCCUCUGUCCUUCAUAAUCUUCGUCAACGUUACUAUUCGAUGAUGAUUUACACCUAUUCCGGUCUUUUCUGUGUCGUCAUCAAUCCAUACAAACGUCUUCCGAUUUAUUCUGAAUCGGUGUGUCAAAUGUACCUGGGAAAAAGAAGAAACGAGAUGCCACCUCAUUUGUUCGCCGUCUCCGACGAGGCUUACAGAAAUAUGACAAAUGAUCGUGAAAAUCAAUCAAUGUUGAUUACUGGAGAAUCAGGAGCCGGAAAGACGGAGAACACAAAGAAGGUUAUCUCUUACUUCGCGAUGGUUGGAGCCUCGCAACAGACGAAUAAGCAAAAGAGCAAAAAGGACAAAGCACAAGUCUCGCUCGAGGAUCAAAUUGUGCAGACCAAUCCGGUGCUGGAAGCUUUUGGUAACGCCAAAACCGUUCGUAACAACAACUCAUCGAGAUUCGGAAAAUUCAUCCGAAUCCAUUUCAAUCAGGGAGGUAAAGUCGCUGGAGCUGACAUUGAACACUACCUUUUGGAGAAAUCCCGUGUCAUCAAACAAGCUCCAGGAGAAAGAUCCUAUCAUAUCUUCUACCAAAUCUACUCUGAUGCCGUCAAGGGACUCAGAGAGAAGCUUUUCCUUACCCGUCCAAUCAAGGAAUACACUUUCGUGUCGCAAGCCGAAGUUACCAUUGAUGGAGUUGAUGAUAAGGAAGAGAUGAUGAUCACUGAUGAAGCUUUCGAUAUCAUGAAAUUCACCGCUACUGAGAAAUCGGAGCUUUUUGCUAUUACUGCUGGAAUUAUGCAUAUGGGAGAACUGAAAUUUAAGCAAAGACCAAGAGAAGAGCAGGCAGAGUUGGAAGAUGGAAAGGAAGGAGAAUUAGCUUGCAAACUCUACUGUGUUGAGGCAGAGAAAUUCAUUGGAUCUCUCUUGAAACCACGUGUCAAGGUCGGAACUGAAUGGGUUAACAAGGGACAGAAUUUGGAUCAAGUUAACUGGGCUGUUGGAGCUCUUGCUAAAGCUCUUUUCGCUCGUAUGUUCAAGUGGCUUAUUACCAGAUGUAACAAGACUCUUGACGCUCAAGACUUGUCCCGUGACUUCUUCAUUGGAGUUCUCGAUAUUGCUGGUUUCGAAAUCUUCGAUCUAAACUCAUUCGAACAACUUUGGAUCAAUUUCGUCAACGAAAAACUGCAACAAUUCUUCAAUCAUCACAUGUUCGUGUUGGAACAGGAAGAAUACAAACGAGAGGGAAUUCAAUGGGAGUUCAUUGAUUUCGGACUCGACUUGCAGGCCUGUAUUGAGCUUAUCGAGAAGCCACUCGGAAUUGUUUCUAUGCUUGAUGAGGAAUGCAUUGUACCAAAGGCUACUGACCUUACUCUCGCUUCCAAACUCAACGAUCAACAUCUUGGAAAACAUCCAAACUUCCAAAAACCACGCCCACCAAAGGGAAAACAAGCGGAAGCUCAUCUUGCCAUUGUCCACUACGCCGGAACCGUUAGAUACAAUGUCAAGGGAUGGCUGGAGAAAAACAAGGAUCCUCUCAACGACACCGCUGUCACUGUACUCAAAGCAAACAAAGGAAACCAACUUAUGGCAGACCUUUGGGCAGAUUACAGCACCCAAGAGGAUGUUGCUGCUGCAGCAAAGGAUGGAAAGAAGGCUGUUGGAAAGAAGAAGGGAAAAUCAGCAUCGUUCAUGACUGUUUCUAUGAUGUACAGAGAGUCAUUGAACAAAUUGAUGCACAUGCUCCAUCAGACUCAUCCACAUUUCAUCCGUUGUAUCAUUCCAAACGAAAUGAAAAAAGCUGGCAUGAUCGAUGCCAACUUGGUUCUAAAUCAACUGACUUGCAACGGAGUGUUGGAAGGAAUUCGUAUUUGCAGGAAGGGUUUCCCCAACAGAAUGCCUUAUUUGGACUUCAAGCAAAGAUACGCUGUAUUGGCUGCCGAUGCCGCUAAAUCUGGAAAGGAUCCAAAAGAUUCUGGAGAGAAAAUCGCCGCCUCGCUCAUCAAGGACGGCAGCUUGAAACAAGAAGAAUUCCAGUGCGGUCUCACUAAAGUCUUCUUCAAGGCUGGAGUUCUUGCUCAUCUUGAAGAACUUCGUGAUGAAGCUCUUGGAAAGAUUAUGGCCAAGUUCCAAUGUGCCUGCCGUCAUUAUCUCGCUCAAUGCGAAUACAAGAGAAAGCUCGACCAGAAGGUUGGACUUAUCGUGCUCCAGAGAAAUAUCCGUGCUUGGUGUACUCUCCGUUCAUGGUCCUGGUUCAAACUGUUCGGACGUGUCAAGCCAUUGAUUAAGGGAAGCAAGAAAAAUGAAGAGUUCGAAGCUCUCGAAAAGAAGUUCAAGGUACUUGAGGAGGAGAAAACACAGGAAGAGAGAAAGAGAAAGGAUAUGGAGGCGGAGAACGCAAGACUCGAAGCUGAGAAACAGGCACUGCUCAUUCAGUUAGAACAGGAGAGAGAUUCAAGUGCUGAAGGAGAGGAACGGUCUGCUAAACUGCUGUCACAGAAGGCGGAUCUCGAGAAGCAAAUGGCCAAUUUGAAUGAUCAGUUGUGUGAUGAAGAGGAGAAGAAUGCUGCCCUUGUAAAGCAAAAGAAGAAGAUCGAGCAAGAUAAUGAAGGCCUGAAGAAGACUGUUUCUGAUUUGGAGACUACUAUUAAGAAGCAAGAAAGCGAGAAGCAAGCCAAGGACCAUCAAAUCAGAAGUCUUCAAGAUGAGAUCCAAUCUCAAGAUGAGGUUAUUUCCAAGCUCAACAAAGAGAAGAAGCAUCAAGAGGAAGUCAACCGUAAGCUCCUUGAAGAUAUCCAAGCUGAAGAAGAUAAGGUGAACCAUCUCAACAAAACCAAAGCUAAAUUGGAAUCAACUCUUGAUGAAAUCGAAGACACUUUGGAACGUGAGAAGCGUGGACGUCAAGACUGUGAGAAGCAGAAGAGAAAGGUUGAAGGAGAGUUGAAGAUUGCUCAGGAACUCAUCGAAGAACUCAACCGUCACAAACACGAACAAGAACAAGUGCUCAAGAAGAAGGAUAUUGAAUUGAACUCAUUGCAAUCAAGACUGGAAGAUGAACAGUCUCUUGUUGCUAAACUUCAAAGACAAAUCAAGGAAUUGUUGGCCAGAAUUCAAGAGCUCGAAGAGGAACUUGAAAAUGAAAGACAAUCCAGAUCCAAGGCUGAGAAGGCUAGAAAUGAAAUGCAAUUGGAAUUGGAAGAGUUGGGAGAUCGACUUGAUGAGGCUGGAGGUGCCACUCAAGCACAAAUUGAGCUCAAUAAGAAGAGAGAAGCCGAACUGUCCAAACUUCGUCAAGAUCUGGAAGAUGCUGCAAUCAAUGCUGAAACCAGCAUGGCUGCUCUCCGCAAGAAACACAAUGACGCCGUCGCUGAGCUCUCUGAUCAACUUGACACUGUCCAAAAAAUGCGUGGAAAACUUGAGCGUGAGAAGAAUGAUAAGCAGAGAGAAGUCGAUGAACUCCAACAAUCUGCUGAUGUUGAGGCUAAACAACGUCAAACUUGCGAGCGUAUGGCCAAGCAACUCGAGGCUCAACUCACUGAUAUCACAUUGAAGAGCGAUGAACAAGCCAGACUUAUCCAGGAAUUGACGAUGAGCAAGAAUAAGACACACUCUGAAAAUCAAGAUUUGAACAGACAACUUGAAGAUGCUGAGUCUCAAUUGUCUGCAUUGAACAGAAUCAAGCAACAACAACACAAUCAAAUGGAGGAGUUGAAGAGAACUCUUGAUCAGGAAACUCGCGAGAGACAAUCCCUUCAUUCCCAAGUGUCCAACUAUCAAUUGGAAUGUGAGCAACUUCGUGAAUCCCUUGAAGAAGAACAAGAUGCUAAGACGGAUGUCCAAAGACAGUUGAGCAAGGCCAACUCGGAAAUCCAACAAUGGAGAGCCAAGUUCGAGGGAGAAGGUGUUUCUAGAGCCGAGGAGUUGGAAGAAACAAGAAGAAAGUUGACUCACAAGGUUCAAGAAAUGCAAGAACAACUCGAGAAUGCCAAUCAGAAGAUUGGAACAUUGGAGAAGAACAAGCAACGAUUGGCUCAUGAUUUGGAAGAUGCUCAGGUUGAUGCUGAUAGAGCCAACUCGAUUGCCAGCUCUUUGGAAAAGAAACAGAAAGGAUUCGAUAAGGUUCUCGAAGAAUGGCGUCGUAAGUGUGAGGCUCUCGUUGCUGAAGUUGAACAAAGCCAGAGAGAAACUCGUGCUGCUGCCACUGAAACCUUCCGUCUCCGUAACCAACUUGAGGAAUCUGGAGAACAAACUGAAGCAGUCAAACGUGAGAACAAGGCUUUGGCUCAAGAAUUGAAGGAUAUUGCUGAUCAACUUGGAGAAGGAGGAAAAUCUGUUCACGACCUUCAGAAGUUGCGCAGAAGACUCGAAAUCGAGAAGGAAGAGUUGCAACAAGCUCUCGAUGAGGCUGAAUGUGCUCUUGAAGCAGAAGAAGCCAAAGUUAUGCGUGCUCAAAUUGAAGUUUCUCAAAUCAGAAGUGAAAUUGAGAAGAGACUUCAAGAAAAGGAAGAAGAAUUUGAGAAUACAAGAAAGAACCAUAGCAGAACCAUCGAGAGUAUGCAAGUCUCCUUGGAAACUGAGAGCCGCGGAAGAGCUGAACUUCUCAAGACCAAGAAAAAGUUGGAGGGAGAUGUCAAUGAACUCGAAAUCGCCUUAGAUCACAGCAACAAACUCAACGUAGAUGGACAGAAAUCACUGAAAAAGCUUCAAGAUACCAUCAGAGAGCUUCAACUUCAAGUGGAAGAGGAACAGAGAUCGUUGAAUGAGGUCCGUGAUCAUGCCAAUCUUGCUGAACGCCGUUCCCAAGUUCUCCAACAAGAAAAAGAAGAUCUCGCAAUCAUCUAUGAGCAAUCUGAGAGAACUCGUAGACAAGCAGAACUCCAAUUGGCUGAAGUUCAAGACUCAGUCAAUGAACUAUCAAAUACCAACUCACUUCUUUUGGCAACCAAGAGAAAGGUCGAGGGAGAUCUUCAACAUUUGCAAUCGGAGGUUGACGAGGCAUUGAGUGAUGCCAAGGUCAGUGAUGACAAGGCUAAGAAGGCUAUCAUGGACGCUUCUAAACUUGCUGAUGAGCUCCGCUCCGAGCAAGAACAUGCCAGCAACCUGGACAAAUCAAAGAGAGCUCUCGAGUCUCAAGUUAAAGACUUGCAAAUGAGAUUGGACGAGGCUGAAGCUGCUGGAAUCAAGGGUGGAAAGAGACAAUUAGCCAAGUUGGAUAUGAGAAUUCAUGAGCUGGAAACUGAGUUGGAAGGGGAGAGCAGAAGACAUGGAGAGACACAGAAAGUGCUCAGAAACAAGGAUAGAAAGUGCAGAGAACUUCAAUUCCAGGUUGAUGAAGACAAGAAAUCCACUGAAAGAAUGUACGAUCUCAUUGAAAAGCUCCAACAAAAGAUCAAAACUUACAAACGACAGAUUGAGGAUGCGGAAUCACUGGCUUCUGCCAACCUUGGAAAAUACCGUCAACUCCAACAUGUCGUCGAAGAUGCUCAAGAAAGAGCCGACGCAGCUGAAAAUGCACUCCAGAAAAUGAGACUGAAAGGACGAAGUGCGUCUGGAGUCUUUGGACCACGUGGAUUAGCUCAUUCGAUGUCAACAACUGGAGUGGCUAUGAGACGAGGUGGCUCCCGAGGUGCAUUCCUGGAUGAGGACUUCACCGAGGAAUAA